AUGGGCGGAAAUGGAGGUAGUAAUGCAGCAUCAAACGCAGGAGCAGGUAGUGAAACGACACAGCAAAUUGUGAGGAUCCGAUCUGAAGAUGGCAACCCUCCCACUGGAUAUUCUGAGCGUCAAGUUUACGUUAAUGGUGAACCAGUUGUACAGCAAGGGCCAUAUAACGAUGUCAGCCAACCAGUAGUGGUCACUAAUCCGUAUUACGAAGAAACUCAACCUCCUUUGCAACAGACAUCCACCACGGGAGUGUUUAUUGAAUGUACAACUGUCAACAACGUUUAUCUGUUUCUCAACCAGUUGCUCAGCCAGCUGUUUCUCAACCAGUUGCUCAGCCAGCUGUUUCUCAACCAGUUCAACCCAUUGGUCCUCUAUAUCAAAAAGUUGUUUCUCCGCCAGUUGUGUAUCAACCAGUUGUUUCCCAACCAGAAAAACAAUAACAACCCUUAUUCGAAAGAACACCAAUCUCCUCCAAAGAGUCACCCAUCUCCUCCGAAAGGUCACCCAUUUCCUCCAAAAGAUUACCAAUUUCCCCCAAAAGCUCACCUAUCUCCACCAAAAGGUUAUCCAUCUCCUCCAAAAGGUCACCCAUCUCCUCUUAAAGGUUAUCCAUCUCCUCCAAAAGGUCACCCAUCUCCUCUAAAAGGUUAUCCAUCUCCUCCAAAAGGUCACCCAUCUCCUCUAAAAGGUUAUCCAUCUCCCCCAAAAGCUCACCUAUCUCCACCAAAAGGUUAUCCAUCUCCUUCAAAAGGUCACCCAUGGCCUCCGAAAGGUCACCCAUCAUCUCAAAAAGAUCACCCAUCACCUCCGAAAGGUCACCCAUCUCCUCCGAAAGAUUACCAAUGA
Molecule: messenger RNA, 846 nt
Organism: Amyelois transitella
Lineage: Eukaryota; Metazoa; Arthropoda; Insecta; Lepidoptera; Pyralidae
Exons: 15
Coding region: 1-846 (281 amino acids)
Source: RefSeq, a predicted model, not a curated record